GUUUGUGAAAAGCAUAAAAAUCUCCUUUUUCAUUUGCCGUCAACCUUCGUAUCUUUUUCAUUUCGCCCUUUCGCUCCUGCACCGUUUCCUCCGAUCCCGCUACAGAAAAUGGCGUUCGAGAAGAUCAUAGUCACGAAUCCCAUCGUAGAGAUGGACGGAGAUGAAAUGACUCGUGUUUUUUGGAAAUCAAUCAAGGAUAAGCUUAUUUUCCCAUUUUUGGAAUUGGAUAUAAAAUACUUUGACCUUGGCCUUCCUCAUCGUGAUGCUACUGAUGAUAAAGUCACGGUAGAAAGUGCAGAAGCCACUCUGAAGUAUAAUGUGGCAAUCAAAUGUGCAACUAUAACUCCAGACGAAGCUCGUAUGACAGAGUUCAACCUGAAAUCUAUGUGGAAGAGUCCAAAUGGGACAAUCAGGAAUAUCUUGAAUGGUACGGUCUUUAGAGAACCAAUUAUCUGCAAAAACGUUCCCCGGCUCAUUCCAGGGUGGAAUAAGCCCAUAUGCAUUGGAAGGCAUGCUUUUGGCGAUCAAUACCGAGCAACUGAUACUGUUAUCAAAGGCCCCGGCAAGCUCAAAUUGGUGUUUGAGGGGAAAGAAGAAGAGACUGAAUUAGAGGUGUAUAACUUCACAGGCGCUGGUGGAGUAGCCUUAUCUAUGUAUAAUACUGAUGAGUCCAUCCAUGCUUUUGCUGAGGCAUCAAUGAAUACAGCUUACGAGAAGAAGUGGCCACUUUAUCUAAGCACAAAAAAUACAAUUCUUAAGAAAUACGAUGGAAGAUUCAAGGACAUAUUCCAAGAGGUGUAUGAAAGUCAAUGGAAAUCCAAGUAUGAGGCUGCAGGCAUAUGGUAUGAACAUCGACUUAUUGAUGAUAUGGUUGCCUAUGCACUUAAAAGUGAUGGUGGUUAUGUGUGGGCAUGCAAGAACUACGAUGGAGAUGUACAGAGUGAUUUCUUGGCUCAAGGUUUUGGGUCUCUUGGAUUGAUGACAUCAGUACUGGUGUGCCCUGAUGGAAAAACCAUUGAAGCUGAAGCAGCACAUGGCACAGUUACACGUCAUUACCGGGUUCAUCAGAAGGGUGGUGAGACCAGUACAAAUAGCAUUGCUUCAAUCUUUGCCUGGUCACGGGGCCUUGCACACAGGGCAAAGUUAGAUGGCAAUGCUAGACUGCUGGAUUUCACUGAGAAACUGGAAGCAGCUUGCAUUGGAACUGUGGAAUCAGGGAAGAUGACCAAAGAUCUUGCACUUAUCAUCCAUGGAUCCAAGAUGACCCGAGAUAAGUAUCUGAAUACUGAAGAGUUCAUUGAUGCAGUGGCAGAGGAGCUGAAAGCAAGACUCUCUGGCAAAUAAAAAGCUGUCUGAAUAGAGUGCAGGUGGAGGUGUGUUGUGGUCUUUAUGCUGAAAGAAAUAAGAGGGAAGGCCCAGGUGUUUAUCCCAGUAGUGGUCUUUCAAUCAUGCACUGUACUUCUCUUCCGAAUUUUAUUUUUUCCAGUUUCUUCAUCUGGAUAUAUCAAUUCCCCACGUGGAGAAAACUUCCCUGA
Molecule: messenger RNA, 1535 nt
Organism: Magnolia sinica
Lineage: Eukaryota; Viridiplantae; Streptophyta; Magnoliopsida; Magnoliales; Magnoliaceae
Product: cytosolic isocitrate dehydrogenase [NADP]
Exons: 16
Coding region: 109-1344 (411 amino acids)
Biological process (GO): isocitrate metabolic process
Cellular component (GO): mitochondrion
Molecular function (GO): magnesium ion binding; NAD binding; isocitrate dehydrogenase (NADP+) activity
Source: RefSeq, a predicted model, not a curated record